UACUUUGGGGCAUCUGUCAUCUUAUGCUGCUGUUUUCAACCUUUUCGCGAACGGCGAAAAAUGCCGGAAAUUGACCUAAAUGACUACAGGAUUUUGGAAAAAAUCGGCGAAGGAUCAUUUUCUGAGGUUUACCGUGUGAAACACAAACGAACCGGAUUAUUUUAUGCGGCAAAGAAGCUCAACAAGAUCUACCUGGACACGGCUGAGGCGCUGCAAUGUUCGGAGAUUCAGGUUAUGAAGGUGCUGGACUAUCAUCCGAACGUGGUCAGCUUCGUAGAUAUACUGCACGAUGAGUUAAACGGCAACUUGACCCUCGUCAUGGAACUGAUGGACAUGAGCAUGUACGAUUACAUAAAAAAUCGAAAACGGUGCCUGUCGGAGAAACGUGUCAGGCGGUUUCUUUUUCAGAUCGUCUGCGGACUACACCAUCUUCACCGGAACGGUAUUUUCCAUCGGGACAUUAAACCGGAGAACAUUUUGAUAAAGAUUCCCCACAAGCUAAAGGAAAGUGAACUGGUUCAAAUAGCAGACUUCGGUUCGAUCUGUAGUAUCACUCAGCAGCCACCGUUUUCCGCGUACAUCUCAACCCGCUGGUACCGGUCGCCGGAGUGUCUGCUCACGUCCGGCUACUACGGACCGAAGAUGGAUAUUUGGGCAGUUGGUUGUUGUUUCUACGAAAUGCUGACCCUUAACCCUCUUUUUCCUGGCGAAAAUGAGUUGGACCAACUGGAUCGGAUCCACGAGAUUCUUGGUUCACCAUCCGUUCAAGUGUUGGAUAAAUUCAAACAUAUAAAUCAGUUGAGUUACGAUUUCCCGAAACGAAAGCCCAUCGACUUCCGAAGUCACAUUCCGCUUCUCAGUCACUAUGGGGUGGACGUGCUGACGAGGAUGUUGACCUACGUGCCGGAAGCGAGAAUAAACACCACCAAACUUAUGCAGCAUUUGUACUUUGAGGACAUAUGCAAAACCAAGAAACACUCCCGUCUUUCGUCUUCCAUGCAGUGUCUGGAUGAAGGUGGCGAUGGCCAGCACAACAAGUCUAGCCCUCGUAGAAAAAGUACAAAAAGUUCAAUUGGUAGUACCGAAUCUCUGGAUCGAACGCUUCGUAGCAGUGGCAGUAGUAUAUUGACAACCUAUACCAGCUGCCGAUCUACUACCAACAGCUGCAAGAGCACGCUGACUCUGGAAAUGAUGAAAAACAAAAACCUUGAACGAAUGUGGGGCAUGAAUCCUGGUCCGGGGAAAACGCGCCUAGGUCUGCAGAUACAUACCAGCAGAAUGUGACGAAGGGAAGGUCAAGCUGAUGGAGGGGCUGUUUCUUUUCUGGUUGACAAGU
Messenger RNA from Topomyia yanbarensis, 1336 nucleotides. Its product is annotated as MAPK/MAK/MRK overlapping kinase-like. The transcript is spliced from 6 exons. The record is from RefSeq and is a predicted model, not a curated record. Gene Ontology annotation, cellular component: cytoplasm; nucleus. Bases 61 to 1284 code for a protein of 407 amino acids. NCBI's taxonomy places the organism in Eukaryota, Metazoa, Arthropoda, Insecta, Diptera, Culicidae. Gene Ontology annotation, biological process: protein phosphorylation; intracellular signal transduction. Gene Ontology annotation, molecular function: ATP binding; protein serine/threonine kinase activity.